AUGUCACCCCCAGCCUCCGUGCAUCCUGCGACGUCGGCCCUGCACGCCGACGACUACCUUAACUUAGUCACGGAUGUUGCACCACCAAUCCACUUGUCCACGACCUUUCGGUUUCCCAGAGAGCCAGAAAACUUAAUCCCGUCUGAAGAUCCAGUGGAGGAAUUCGAUGGCAAAAACUACGUUUACUCUCGGGAAUUCGCUCCGAACGCUACACGUUUCGAAGCUGUGCUCUCGGAGCUCCUAAAGGGUUAUGCAGUGAGCUAUUCCACGGGAUUAGCUGCGCUGCAUGCAGCACUGGUUCUUCUUAAUCCGCGUCGUGUCUCCGUGGGCGAAGGCUAUCACGGUAGUCAUGAAGUUAUCGGCGUUAUAUCGCGUCUCUCAGGGCUAGAAAAGCUGCCGCUCGACUGCCCAGCUGAAAGUCUUGGAGAGGGUGACGUGAUCAUACUCGAGACGCCAGUGAACCCGCUUGGGACUGCGUUCAGUAUCAAGGAAUAUGCAGAGAAAGCUCAUGCGAGAGGGGCAUACCUCAUUGUUGAUAGCACAUUUGCGCCUCCACCGCUUCAGGAUCCAUUCGCAUGGGGUGCAGAUAUUGUGAUGCAUUCUGGUUCCAAGUAUUUUGGGGGCCAUAGUGACCUUCUUUGUGGAGUCCUUGUAGUGAAGAUAAAGGACUGGCAGAAGAAACUCCGGGAGGACAGACUGGCACUCGGCAAUGUGAUGGGCAAUAUGGAGAGCUGGCUGGGUCUUCGCAGCCUUCGGACGCUGGAUCUCCGAGUGCAGCGAGCUAGCGAAAGCUCAGCGAAGCUGGUUGCGUGGCUACAUACGGCUUUGAAGACACGAGGCCCGGCUACAAACAGCGACGAGCACCUUGUGCAGACUGUAAUCAAGGAGAUGCACCAUGCCAGUCUGCAAGACGAACCUUGGCUACGCGAGCAAAUGCCCAAUGGCUUCGGCCCGGUUUUCUCAAUCAUAUUGCGGAGUGAGGAUUUUGCCCGCGCUUUGCCGAGCAAGUUAGCUCUGUUUCAGCAUGCGACAAGUCUGGGUGGUGUCGAGUCAUUGAUAGAGUGGCGUGCUUUAUCAGAUUCCCGGGUUGAUCGGAAGCUACUGAGGAUCAGUGUAGGGUUGGAGAAUUGGGAAGAUUUGAAGAAUGAUCUGCUUCACGGGUUCAGAUCUCUUUUGAGGGAGAGGCAAGGAUGCUCAUAG
Messenger RNA from Aspergillus nidulans FGSC A4, 1200 nucleotides. RefSeq names its product putative transsulfuration enzyme family protein. The transcript has 2 exons. Gene Ontology annotation, biological process: transsulfuration. Bases 1 to 1200 code for a protein of 399 amino acids. Lineage: Eukaryota; Fungi; Ascomycota; Eurotiomycetes; Eurotiales; Aspergillaceae. Gene Ontology annotation, molecular function: pyridoxal phosphate binding. The record is from RefSeq and is a predicted model, not a curated record.